GCAGCCGGCUUUUCUCGCUCUCUCCGCUCCUCCUCGCGCAGCUGCUGCACUGGGUCUGCAGACAUGGCGAACGUCGCAGACACAAAACUCUACGACCUCCUCGGAGUAUCUCCAUCAGCCUCCGAAAACGAGCUCAAAAAGGCAUAUCGGAAAUUGGCGAAAGAAUACCACCCUGAUAAAAACCCCAAUGCAGGUGACAAGUUUAAGGAGAUCAGUUUUGCCUAUGAGGUACUGACCAACCCGGAGAAGAAGGACUUGUAUGACCGGUAUGGGGAACAGGGUUUGCGCGAGGGUGGUGGUGGUGGAGCCGGAAUGGAGGACAUCUUCUCUCACAUCUUUGGCGGAGGUCUGUUCGGCUUUAUGGGCGGGCAGAGCAGCAAGAGCCGAAAUGGUGGCCGACGAAGAGGAGAGGACAUGAUACAUCCUCUGAAGGUGUCAUUGGAGGACCUGUACAAUGGAAAAACAACCAAACUACAACUAAGCAAGAACGUCCUCUGCAGCGCCUGCAAUGGUCAGGGUGGAAAAACAGGCGCUGUGCAGAAGUGCAGCACAUGUCGGGGCCGUGGCAUGAGGAUCAUGAUCAGACAGCUGGCUCCUGGCAUGGUCCAGCAGAUGCAGUCCGUCUGCACCGACUGCAAUGGAGAGGGCGAGGUGAUUCAUGAGAAAGACCGCUGUAAAGAGUGUGACGGUCGUAAAGUGUGUAAAGAGGUGAAGGUCUUGGAGGUGCACGUGGAUAAAGGAAUGAGACAUGGACAGAAGAUCACGUUCAGCGGAGAAGCAGACCAGUCACCCAAUACAGAGCCUGGAGACAUUAUACUGGUGCUGCAGGAGAAGGAUCAUGAGGAGUUUCGUCGUGAUGGGAAUGAUCUGCACAUUGGCCACAAGAUUGGGCUGGUGGAGGCACUGUGUGGAUUUCAGUUCAUGCUCACACACCUCGACGGGCGGCACCUCGUCAUCAAAUAUCCUCCUGGCAAAGUCAUAGAGCCAGGUUCUGUAAGGGUUGUGCGGGGGGAAGGAAUGCCUCAGUACAGAAACCCGUUUGAGAAAGGAGAUCUGUUCAUCAAGUUUGACGUGCAGUUUCCUGAGAACGGCUGGAUCAGCACGGAGAAACUAUCGGAGUUGGAGGAUCUGCUGCCGUCUCGUACAGAAGUUCCUGUCAUCUCAGCGGACACAGAGGAAGUGGAUCUGCAAGACUUUGACAUCAGUCAGGGGUCGUCCGGCGGACACCGACGCGAAGCGUACAACGACAGCUCCGAUGAGGAAGGAGGUCCACAUGGUCCUGGUGUUCAGUGCGCCCACCAGUAGUCCCACAAUUCUUUGAUUUGUUUGUUUUGUUUUGUUUUCUUAGGGGAAAUGUUAAGAUUCCCUUUUGUCGGACAGAUUCAAUCCACGAUCAUCAUAUUAUAGUGAACUGAACACACACACACACUUACAGUAUGUAUAGAUAUACGCUUUACAAUAUGGUUCCAUUAGUUAGUGUAUUUACUAACAUGAACAAAAAAUACAUUCAAUAGUGUAUUUAUUCAUCUUUAUAAACAUUAUUGCUUGAAAAUAUAGUCGUUCUUGUUAAGGCACAGUGCAUUAAAGGGAUAGUUCACCCCCAAAUUUUUAUUUGUUCACCUUUUAGUAGUUUCAAACAUUUUAAAGAUUUUUUUUUAUUGAACACAAAAGAAGAUAUUUAGAAAAAUGCUGAAAAACUGUAACCAAUGACUUCAAUAGUGUAUAUUUAUCCUACUAUUAUGGUUACAGGUUUAUAUCUGCUUAUGUGUAGUACAGAAGAAACUCAUAAAGGUUUGGAACCACUUGAGGAAGAGUAAAAAGUGAGCCAAUUGAAAUUUUAGCGUGAACUAUCCCUUUAUUAUUAACAUUUUAAUAAAUUCUGUACAAAACUGUUCAUAAUUAGUUCUUGUUAGUACAAAUUACCUAAUGGAACCUUAUAGUAAAGCUUGACCACUUACUCAAAUCGACACUCAUCCAUGCACUGUUUUUAAAAGAGUAGACAAGCAUAACUAGAAUCAAAGCAAAGCGAAAUAAUAAUUUAUUCAUCAUUCCUUUCAUUUCCAUUGUAGUCGUUCACAGUAUAUACGCUCUCUGAAUAUCUGAAUCAGCGAGGCAGACGCUGUUGUUUAAAUUAUAACUAACACGCACGCACAAAUGUGUUCAAGACUGAGGCGGUUCAACAAAAUGUUCAGACGUGUUUCAUUAUGUACUUGCCAGUUACUCGCGCAUCUUGUAUGGUCAAUUGGGAUAAAAGUGCUGGUUUGUAUUCAACUGCGGGACGGAGUAACAUGCAUGUGGGCGACACGCUGAGAUUAACAACCCCAAUAGUGCGUUUUUAAGGUAAACGAGUCAUGCAAUUUAUUAUUUGCCAAAGAAACACCACAGUCUUCUUGAGAUCAACAGCCAACGUGUGCAUGCGUCGUAAGCACUAAUAUAAGCCUGUAGGGGGCGGCAUUUAUCAUUGGCAACCAGGAAAGUGUUUGAACCGCGAACACAAGUUGCCAUCGUUCAAACACAGUUACUUAUGUGCUCAUACAUCAAUAAAGUUGAUGAAUGUUU
This is a messenger RNA of Danio aesculapii, 2559 nucleotides long. RefSeq names its product DnaJ heat shock protein family (Hsp40) member A2b (gene dnaja2b). The record is from RefSeq and is a predicted model, not a curated record. Lineage: Eukaryota; Metazoa; Chordata; Actinopteri; Cypriniformes; Danionidae. Gene Ontology annotation, molecular function: Hsp70 protein binding; ATP binding. The coding region runs from base 64 to 1305 and encodes 413 amino acids. The transcript is spliced from 9 exons. Gene Ontology annotation, cellular component: cytosol; cytoplasm. Gene Ontology annotation, biological process: response to heat; protein refolding.